Molecule: messenger RNA, 753 nt
Organism: Talaromyces marneffei
Lineage: Eukaryota; Fungi; Ascomycota; Eurotiomycetes; Eurotiales; Trichocomaceae
Exons: 2
Coding region: 1-753 (250 amino acids)
Biological process (GO): mRNA 3'-splice site recognition; generation of catalytic spliceosome for second transesterification step
Cellular component (GO): Prp19 complex; post-mRNA release spliceosomal complex; post-spliceosomal complex
Source: RefSeq, a predicted model, not a curated record
AUGGCUCGAAACAGCGAGAAAGCGCAGUCGAUGCUCUUCCGCUUCCGAGCGGCACAGGCAGCAGAUCUUGGAAUCCUCGACAUCGCACGCACGCGCCGACCAAAGGGCAUUACACAGAUAGAUUCCAUACCAACCGCAGAAAAAUGGCGAGGUCAAGUGCUGAAGGAAAUAUCGCGCAAAGUCACAAGAAUCCAGGACCCUAGUCUAAGCGACUACCAAAUCCGAGAUCUCAACGAUGAAAUCAACAAACUCAUGAGGGAGAAACAUAUGUGGGAGUCACAAAUUCGGAAUCUAGGCGGACCAAACUACAUGCGUGGCGGUGGGAGGGUUUAUGAUGAUGAAGGCAGGGAAAUUCCAGGUGGUGGGAAAGGUUAUCGAUAUUUUGGACGUGCGCGAGAACUUCCUGGUGUCAAGGAGAUGUUUGAAGCAGCAGCGAGGAAAAACCGACCAGAUGAAGAGGAAACCGAGAGCGGGAAGAAAGCUGCCGAAUUAUUCCGCAAACACGUUGAUGCUGCUUACUUCGGCUAUGGGCGAGAUGAGGAAGAGGAUGCCCUGGUUGCCUAUGAGCAGAAACGUGAAAAGGAAGCAAUUGAGAAUAUGAUAAAGAACGGGGAGAAUGAAGUCGAGGAUGGUUGGGAACCGUUGCCGGGCGAUGCUGGAGAUGGCGUAGAAUGGAGGCUUCCCACGCUUGAAGAAGUUCAAGAGGAGCUUGUCGAUAGAAGGCGCCGAAGACUUCUGGACAAGAUCUCAUGA